Messenger RNA from Biomphalaria glabrata, 960 nucleotides. RefSeq lists its product as uncharacterized. Gene Ontology annotation, biological process: intracellular calcium ion homeostasis. The transcript has 5 exons. The record is from RefSeq and is a predicted model, not a curated record. Lineage: Eukaryota; Metazoa; Mollusca; Gastropoda; Planorbidae. Gene Ontology annotation, cellular component: extracellular region. Gene Ontology annotation, molecular function: hormone activity. Bases 142 to 732 code for a protein of 196 amino acids.
CCAACCGUUGACCCGGAGUACAUACAUACGUGUGUGUAUACAUACUUAUGAAGUAGUACACCAAGCAACUAAAAGUGUGAGUUCGGGAAUAUUCUCUUCACCCUUCAGAGCUUAGGACACAUUCUUCUUAUUUGUAUAAAAAUGAAAGUUUGCCAAAUUCUGGUCUUGUGUGUUCUUCUGUGCGUCACUUCAGCAUUUUUGUUUAGAUCUCGCGUUCAUGCAAGGGCUAAUGGUAGAGAGAUCGAGUCUUCUUGCCUGGCCCAUGCUGAUGCAGGAAGCUGCGAAUUUUACUCUUGCUUUGAGAGACGUCUACCAUGUGGCAGAACUUGGUACAUUCUAAAGACCGGCCAGUACUACUGCAACAAGAUGCAGAGCGAGAGAUCAAGAUUUUCUGCGGAGGGUCAGCAAUUCUUGGAUGCCGCUCAGAGGUGUAUGACUCAAGCCCUUAAAGACACAUACAGGAGAGACGAUAUGGACUGCCAUGACUUGGAACAUUUAGCAUUUAAUACAGUCAGACCGUGCUUCAUAGAAAAUGGAUUUUGUGGUAUCCUGGGUGAGGACCAUGGAGAGCUGUUUGCUUUGUUUAAUGUCAGAGACCUUUUUACACGAGGAGCAGCAAAAAUCUGGCGUACGGUUUUUGAUCUGGCACUCACAUGUGCAAGAGAGACUAUCUCUGAAGUAGCUUCUAAUGCGGACACAGCCAUCAGCAAUAUCAUUGAUUCAGCCGCGUAAUCUUUGGCUGCCAGCUCUGGAGAAGUCAAGACAGCAAUUAUCGUCUGUUUUAGCGAGUCCUCCCUGCAAGAGUCCCUUAAUGAAUACAAGUUGAACGAUCUGCUCAACACUUUGUAGCAUAAAUGUUGGCAUGUCUCCAGUAUCUUUACUGAAUAACUUUGAAAAAUGUUUAACUAUUCAUAGAUAAAAUUUCCGUUCAGAAAGCGUAUUAAAAAACAACAUACAUUG